AUGUUGAAUGAUAUAGACGUUCCACCGGCGGUCUGUGAUGACAAACGGCCCAUGUCAUCGACUGCCCAGCUUCCGCAACAACAGUCCACUCCUUCCAGGCUUCUGAGGAUCCUUCCAUUUGACCCUCGUGUCUUUGGGGAACGUUCAGACAGUCCUACUUACCGUUUUCUGCCUAGUCCUCUCCUGGGACGUUUUGGGAGGAACCUAUUUACUUCACCAAUAGUUAUAGCGCUGCAACAGUUGGACACCAAUUUGGAGUUCCGAUCUCUCUCUACCAGCGCAAUUCAAACUCCUAACUUGCUGUAUUUGGCACAAGUGCCGCAGAUAUCCAAAUUGCCGGUCAUCAAUGGCGGAACUGCAACUGCGUAG
Messenger RNA from Opisthorchis viverrini, 369 nucleotides. RefSeq lists its product as hypothetical. NCBI's taxonomy places the organism in Eukaryota, Metazoa, Platyhelminthes, Trematoda, Opisthorchiida, Opisthorchiidae. The transcript is spliced from 2 exons. The record is from RefSeq and is a predicted model, not a curated record. The coding region runs from base 1 to 369 and encodes 122 amino acids.